This is a messenger RNA of Musa acuminata subsp. malaccensis (wild Malaysian banana), 1224 nucleotides long. The record is from RefSeq and is a predicted model, not a curated record. NCBI's taxonomy places the organism in Eukaryota, Viridiplantae, Streptophyta, Magnoliopsida, Zingiberales, Musaceae.
AUCCUGGUUGAAAGACGAUCUUUUUUUUGUUGUAGAGGUUGACUGCUGUCAUCCCCGAGUCCAAGAAGCAAGAACACAACAUCAUCUGAUGAAGUUGGGUUGGAGGAUCAACCAGGAAGUGUCUGCGAAAGUCGGAGCUAAAGAUUUUUGUCUUGAUGCAGAUGGAAGGACUUCCCGAGUCUUCAGUCGUAUCUAAGCAUAGAUUCUUCUUCGUCUUUUCUACUCCAUUCGAAGUUUCACUUCCACAAGAUAUCCAACCUCCAAUCCCCUUCGACAGGACGUGCUCAGAAGUGCGAUGGGGGGGAUAAGAUGGGGAUGGGACGGGAAAGCAGUCGCCGUCCCCACAAGCCGAAUGUGACGCCCACCGCCUGCGAUUGGGCCGUAACCGUGUCCGCUGCCUCGACCGAGACGGAUGAGAUCCACAGUUCCGUCCCUCAAUGUUUCCACCGCCGAGCUGAUACCCGAUGCUGUCCUCUUAGUUCUUCCCCCUGUUCGUCCGUCAUCUCUCUCCCUUGAGGAGCUGGUUCUCGUUCCAAUCCGGUCUCGCGGCUCAUCUACCAUCAAUUCCACUAACCUGAGCUUCUAUGGCUAGCAGACGGAUCCAAAAAGAGCUUCAGGAUCUGCAAAGGGAUCCUCCGGCAUCAUGCAGUGCCGGACCUGUGGGAGAAGACCUGUUUCACUGGCAAGCCACAAUAAUGGGUCCUUCGGACAGUCCCUAUGCCGGGGGAGUUUUCUUUGUUACCAUUCAUUUCCCUCCCGACUAUCCAUUUAAGCCUCCCACGGUCAACUUUCAGACCAAGGUUUACCAUCCGAACAUCAAUUCAAAUGGCAGCAUCUGCCUCGACAUCCUGAAGGAUCAGUGGAGUCCAGCCCUGACCAUAUCGAAGGUGCUCCUCUCCAUCUCCUCUCUGCUCACAGACCCAAACCCGGACGACCCUCUCGUCCCAGAGAUCGCGCACCUGUACAAGAACCAGAGGCCUCGCUACGAAGAGAUGGCAAGAUCAUGGACUCAAAAGCAUGCCAUGGGCUGAUCAGUGGCGAGCUCCGUGCCAAAGAGAAAGGGAGAAGUCUCUGCUAAGUAUCACUGGAGUAAUCCAAGUUCAUGUAUUGUUGUUGUAGAUGCUUAAAGACCACAAAUGAGAUUUCUCUGUAUCGAAACUAAUAUCUUGGAGAAGGAUCAGUUCAAUAUGAUGUGUGGUUUAAGUUCUAAUAAUAUUUGGCAUA